This is a messenger RNA of Rangifer tarandus platyrhynchus (Svalbard reindeer), 3084 nucleotides long. NCBI's taxonomy places the organism in Eukaryota, Metazoa, Chordata, Mammalia, Artiodactyla, Cervidae. The record is from the annotation of a GenBank genome assembly.
AUGAGGCUGCCCCGCGCUCUGCUCCCCCUGCUGCUGCAGGCCUGCUGGGCCUCUGCGCAGGACGACACCCUGGCAUCGAGGGCCAUCGCCUUCCAAGACUGCCCUGUGGACCUGUUCUUUGUGCUGGAUACCUCCGAGAGCGUGGCCUUGAGGCUGAAGCCCUAUGGGGCCCUGGUGGACAAGGUUAAGUCCUUCACCAAGCGCUUCAUUGACAACCUGAAGGACAGGUACUACCGCUGUGACCGCAACCUGGUGUGGAAUGCGGGCGCGCUGCACUAUAGCGACGAGGUGGAGAUCAUCCGCGGGCUCACGCGCAUGCCCAGCGGCCGCGACGCGCUCAAGAGCAGCGUGGACGCCGUCAAGUACUUCGGGAAGGGCACCUACACGGACUGCGCCAUCAAGAAGGGUCUGGAGGAGCUGCUCGUGGGGGGCUCCCACCUGAAGGAGAACAAAUACCUGAUCGUGGUGACUGAUGGGCACCCUCUGGAGGGCUACAAGGAACCCUGCGGGGGCCUGGAGGAUGCUGUGAAUGAGGCCAAGCAUCUAGGCAUCAAAGUCUUCUCCGUGGCCAUCACGCCAGACCACCUGGAGCCACGUCUGAGCAUCAUCGCCACAGACCACACGUACCGGCGCAACUUCACGGCGGCCGACUGGGGGCAGAGCCGCGACGCCGAGGAAGUCAUCAGCCAGACCAUCGACACCAUCACGGACAUGAUUAAAAAUAAUGUGGAGCAAGUGUGCUGCUCCUUCGAGUGCCAGCCCGCCAGAGGACCCCCCGGGCCUCGAGGCGACCCCGGGUACGAGGGAGAACGAGGGAAGCCGGGGCUCCCGGGAGAGAAAGGAGAAGCUGGAGAACCUGGAAGACCUGGGGACCUCGGACCCGUCGGCUACCAGGGCAUGAAGGGAGAAAAAGGGAGCCGAGGGGAGAAGGGCUCCAGGGGACCCAAAGGCUACAAGGGCGAGAAGGGAAAGCGUGGCAUGGACGGCGUGGAUGGCAUGAAGGGGGAGACAGGGUACCCUGGCCUGCCAGGCUGCAAGGGCUCACCCGGAUUCGACGGUGUCCAAGGACCCCCCGGGCCCAAGGGCGACGCAGGUGCCUUCGGACUGAAAGGAGAGAAGGGUGAGCCCGGAGCAGACGGGGAGCCUGGGAGGCCAGGGAGCACGGGGCCCCCCGGAGAUGAGGGUGAGCCCGGAGAGCCCGGUCCCCCGGGAGAGAAGGGAGAAGCCGGCGAUGAGGGAAAUGCAGGACCAGACGGAGCCCCCGGAGAGAAGGGAGGCCCUGGGGAAAGAGGACCUCGAGGGACCCCAGGUGCUCGGGGCCCAAGAGGAGACCCGGGUGAAGCUGGACCCCAAGGUGACCAGGGACGAGAAGGCCCCGUCGGUGUCCCCGGUGACCCGGGCGAGGCUGGCCCCAUUGGGCCGAAAGGAUACCGAGGUGAUGAGGGGCCCCCAGGGACCGAGGGCCCCAAAGGAGCUCCGGGGCCUGCAGGCCCCCCUGGAGACCCCGGGCUGAUGGGUGAGAGGGGUGAAGACGGCCCCCCCGGGAAUGGCACCGAAGGUUUCCCCGGCUUUCCCGGCUAUCCAGGCAGCAGAGGUCCUCCUGGGAUAAACGGUACCAAAGGCUACCCCGGCCUCAAGGGGGACGAGGGAGAAGCCGGGGACCCCGGAGAGGACAAUAAUGACAUUGCUCCACGAGGCCCUAAAGGAGCAAAGGGCUACCGAGGUCCUGAAGGCCCCCAGGGACCCCCAGGACACGUGGGACCACCAGGGCCAGACGAAUGCGAGAUUUUGGACAUCAUCAUGAAAAUGUGCUCUUGCUGUGAGUGCAAGUGCGGGCCCAUCGACAUCCUCUUCGUGCUGGACAGCUCCGAGAGCAUCGGCCUACAGAACUUCGAGAUCGCCAAGGACUUCAUCGUCAAGGUCAUUGACCGGCUGAGCAGGGACGAGCUGGUCAAGUUUGAGCCUGGGCAGUCGCAUGCAGGCGUGGUACAGUACAGCCACAACCAGAUGCAGGAGCACGUGGACCUGAGGGACCCCAACAUCAGGAGUGCCCAGGACCUCAAGGAAGCCAUCAAGAAGCUGCAGUGGAUGGGCGGGGGCACCUUCACGGGCGAGGCCCUGCAGUACACCCGGAGCCGGCUGCUGCCGCCCACCCAGAACAACCGCAUCGCCCUGGUCAUCACGGACGGCCGCUCGGACACCCAGAGGGACACCACCCCACUCAGCGUGCUCUGCGGCCCUGACAUCCAGGUGGUCUCCGUGGGCAUCAAGGACGUCUUUGGCUUGGCCGCGGGCUCUGACCAGCUCAACGUCAUCUCCUGCCAAGGCCUGGCACCCCAGGGACGGCCGGGCAUCUCACUGGUCAAGGAAAACUAUGCCGAGCUGCUGGACGACGGCUUCCUGAAGAAUAUCACCGCCCAGAUCUGCAUAGACAAGAAAUGUCCAGAUUACACCUGCCCGAUCACCUUCUCCUCCCCGGCCGACAUCACCAUCCUCCUGGACGGCUCAGCCAGCGUGGGCAGCCACAACUUUGACAUCACCAAGCGCUUUGCCAAGCGGCUGGCAGAGCGCUUCCUGACAGCGAGCCGGACAGACCCGGGCCAGGACGUGCGCGUGGCCGUGGUGCAGUACAGUGGCACGGGGCAGCAGCGGCCGGAGCGGGCGGCCCUGCAGUUCCUGCAGAACUACACGGUGCUGGCCAACACCGUGGACUCCAUGGACUUCUUCAAUGACGCCACCGACGUCAUGGACGCCCUGGGCUACGUGACCCGCUUCUACCGCGAGGCCUCAUCCGGCACCGCCAAGAAGAGGCUGCUGCUCUUCUCGGAUGGCAACUCGCAGGGCGCCACGCCGGCCGCCAUCGAGAAGGCGGUGCAGGAGGCCCAGCGGGAGGGUGUGGAGAUCUUCGUGGUGGUGGUGGGCCGCCAGGUGAACGAGCCCCACGUGCGCGUCCUGGUCACGGGCAAGGCGGCGGAGUACGACGUGGUCUUCGGCGAGCGCCACCUGUUCCGCGUGCCCAGCUACCAGGCGCUGCUGCGGGGCGUCUUCUACCAGACGGUGUCCAGGAAGGUGGCUCUGGACUAG